CAUAUUUACACUAUCUGAUAUUUUCCUGCUAGAGAGAAAAAAAAAAAAAGAGAAGAAAAAAUGGUUGGUCCAGCCUACGAUUCCAAGAACUCCAUUUCUGCUAACAAUCCCACCAAGAAGCUUCUUCUCUCCCCUGAUUCUUUUAUCAAUCUCGAUCACGGUGAUCCGACGAUUUUUCAGCCGUACUGGAGGAAGAUGGGUGAGAGGUGUACGAUGGAGAUUUCAGGCAGUGACUUGAUGAGCUACUUCAGUGAUGUUGGGAACUUCUGCUGGUUUCUCGAACCGCAACUCCGUGAUGCGAUCAAGAGGCUGCAUCGUACCGUCGGGAAUGCAGUGACGGAGGAUCGAUAUGUGCUGGUGGGCACGGGCUCAACACAGCUGUUUCAGGCUGCGCUUUACGCUGUCAGUUCUCCUGGUGGAAGCGACCGCACCAGUGUAGUUUGCGCUGCUCCUUACUACUCGUCAUAUAAAGAGGAGACGGACUUCCUGCAAUCAGGGCUCUAUAAAUGGGCAGGUGAUGCAUAUGCUUUUGAUAAGGAAGGACCUUACAUUGAGAUUGUCACCUCACCAAACAAUCCUGAUGGUUCUAUCCGAGAAGCUGUGGUGAACCGAGAGGAAGGCAAGCUUAUCCAUGAUCUGGCCUAUUAUUGGCCACAAUACACUCCCAUAACUCGCCCAGCAGAUUAUGAUAUCAUGUUGUUUACAUUCUCCAAAAGCACUGGACAUGCUGGUUCCCGAAUUGGAUGGGCUAUUGUGAAAGAUGAAGUGGUGGCCAGGAAGAUGGCAAAAUUCAUAGAGCUUAGCUCCAUUGGUGUGUCUAAAGAAUCACAGCUCCGAGCUGCGAAGAUCCUAGGAGUUGUUAUUGAAGGCUGCCAGCAUUUUGGGACUGCUGAUAUAGAGAACUUCUUUGAGUAUGGGCAGCGCCUGAUGUCUGAAAGAUGGGAGAAAUUGAAAGCUGUUGUUAAAAACAGUCAAAUUUUCGGUCUGCCUAAGUACCCAAUUGAGUGGUGCAGCUUCACUGGAAAGUACAUAGAAUCACACCCUGCCUUUGCGUGGUUGAAAUGCAAGGAGGAUACAGACAUUGAAACUAUUUUAAGAGCAAACAAGAUGCAGACGAGAGGUGGGGAGCGUUUCGGAGUCGGUCGAGAGUACGUCAGGAUUAGCUUGCUCAGUCCAGAAGAAAUGUUUAACCUUUUUCUGGAGAGGCUAUCAGCAAUUGAAGAGAAAGGCAUCACCUAUGAAAAAAAUCAUAAGUAACCGAGUCAUAUGGCAUACCAGAUGGUUGACAGGGCAGGGAUUCAGACUAGUUUUAUGCAUGGGACCCCGAGGAUGAUAAUGUAGAGUAGCUUUAGAUUCAUCCAUCUGGAGGUUAGGUUAAUUUCGUUUGCGGCUUUGUUUUAUAUAGCUAUACAGUUAAAAGGGUACCUUUGAAUCUGUGUAAACAAAGUGAAGUCCUAUCAAGAUUUACUAUUAUCCUAUUAACUGUUUCAGCAAUAAUAAAUAAGGCUUUGUUUUCAA
Messenger RNA from Manihot esculenta (cassava), 1518 nucleotides. Its product is annotated as L-tryptophan--pyruvate aminotransferase 1. Gene Ontology annotation, biological process: amino acid metabolic process. Gene Ontology annotation, molecular function: transaminase activity; carbon-sulfur lyase activity. The coding region runs from base 61 to 1257 and encodes 398 amino acids. The record is from RefSeq and is a predicted model, not a curated record. The transcript has 5 exons. Lineage: Eukaryota; Viridiplantae; Streptophyta; Magnoliopsida; Malpighiales; Euphorbiaceae.